Molecule: messenger RNA, 3666 nt
Organism: Scaptodrosophila lebanonensis
Lineage: Eukaryota; Metazoa; Arthropoda; Insecta; Diptera; Drosophilidae
Gene: VAChT
Product: vesicular acetylcholine transporter
Exons: 2
Coding region: 1149-2891 (580 amino acids)
Biological process (GO): chemical synaptic transmission; xenobiotic transport; transmembrane transport
Cellular component (GO): AP-2 adaptor complex; terminal bouton; AP-1 adaptor complex
Molecular function (GO): acetylcholine transmembrane transporter activity; xenobiotic transmembrane transporter activity
Source: RefSeq, a predicted model, not a curated record
CAACAAAUAUAGUCAUUAACAAAAUUUAUCAAAAAGAAAAGGAAUUUUUUGUUCGCUGCAAAAAUAAGUUGAAUUCAAUAAAAAAGUUGUUUCUAGAUAUUUUCACAACGAGUGCGAACCGUGGCAGUGUAGUGUGUAUGUGUGUGUGUUGCGUGCGUGUGCCUGCGUCCUUAUGAGCGUGUAUACGUUAACGGUUUCCUCGGACCAAAGCGCUAAAUAAUUCUUAGUUUUAUAUAACCCGCAACACCAACAAAAAGAAAAGGCAAAGGUAAAGGCAAACUGCAGUGGAAAGUGUGUGAAAAAUCAAACAAGGAGCAGGAGGCGUAAGUCCGUCGUGAAAACCGUUGCCAGCAAAACUCGCGCGCGCUUCUCCAGCGAAAAUCAGAAAACACAAGUCCCAGCGCCCAGCUGAACGUAUCGAACGAACGUGGCGUCCAACGAGAGCAACAACAGUGCCGCGGGUGGCAGUGGCAGUGGCGCAGAAUCUGCCGCACUGUUCUCCAAACUACGUAGCUUCUCCAUCGGCAGCGGGCCCAACUCGCCGCAGCGAGUCGUCUCCAAUUUGCGCGGUUUUCUAACACAUCGCCUCAGCAAUAUCACACCUAGCGAUACAGGUUGUCCACUGGGAUGCCAACUUGCACACCAACAACACGAAAACAUGUAAAGCCACAUAAGAACAGGAAGAACAGCAGCAGCAGCAGCAAGAACCACAAAUACAGUUAACCACACGUAACGACAAACCACCUCAAAGCGAGCAAAUUGAUGUUGAACUCGGGCAUUGUGAGCAGAGGCAGUACCCGUAGCAACAGCAGCAACAACAAUUAACGGAACGGAAACGGAAGCGACCACAUUGUAGCAAGCGCUGCACAAUAUCCGGCAGACAUGAAAUUGGCGAGCGAGCGAAGCGCAAAAGCGAAGGAUAUUAAAACUGUCUGUUAACGGCUCAGUCAGUCAGUCAGUCAGUCAGUCAGACCAAGAAGCUGAGGCAAAUUGCCCCGAAACAUUGAGUACAAAAGCAAGCAGGAGUGACAAGAAAGGAGCAGCACAUUGCUAGCGAGGAGAAGAAAACACGAAAAGGUAAAGGAAGCGGAGCACGAGAAGCGUGAAAGAAAAUUUGAACGAUUCCAAGUUAAAUAGCAACAACCACAAUGGCCUCAUUUCAAAUACCUUUGAUCAAUCUGGAGCUGCGCGAGGUGAAGGAGAUCUUAUGGGAGAAAAUACAGGAGCCGGUGAAUCAGAGACGCCUGAUCCUGGUAAUUGUCUCGAUAGCAUUGUUGCUGGACAACAUGCUGUAUAUGGUUAUAGUGCCGAUUAUACCCGACUAUCUGCGUGAGAUUGGCAGCUUCGAUGAUGGACCGACACCUCCACCAUUGCGCGACAAUCGCACCGGCCAAAUCAUACCCGUACAUCAUGACCAUCACGGGCAGGACUCAGCCACAGGCAUACUGUUCGCCUCGAAGGCCAUUGUGCAGCUGAUGGUGAAUCCGUUUUCGGGCGGACUUAUCGACAAAAUUGGCUACGACUUACCCAUGAUGAUUGGCCUAACCAUUAUGUUCUUCUCCACGGCAGUCUUCGCUUGCGGCAGCAGCUACAGCGUCCUCUUUUUUGCCCGCUCGCUUCAGGGUGCGGGCUCUGCGUUCGCCGAUACCUCGGGUCUGGCCAUGAUAGCGGAUCGUUUUACGGAGGAGAACGAACGCUCGCAGGCAUUGGGCAUAGCGCUGGCCUUCAUCAGCUUCGGCUGCCUGGUGGCACCCCCUUUUGGAGGUGCGCUUUAUCAGUUUGCUGGCAAGGAGGUGCCCUUCCUCAUAUUGGCAGUGGUUUGUCUGCUCGAUGGCCUGAUGCUGUUGCUGGUCAUGAAACCGGUCAAGGACCAAAUCAAACAGAGCAAAGAGGUUUCGGAUCAGGCCAUACCCAUUUGGCGUCUGCUUAUGGAUCCGUAUAUUGCCGUUUGUGCCGGCGCCCUGACAAUGUCUAAUGUGGCGCUGGCCUUCCUGGAGCCCACAAUCUCGUUGUGGAUGGAAGAUACAAUGACCACAGAAAAUUGGAAAAUUGGUAUGGUAUGGCUGCCCGCCUUCUUUCCGCAUGUUCUGGGCGUGGUCAUAACGGUGAAAAUGGCGCGCAAAUAUCCACAGCAUCAGUGGCUGAUGGCCGCCGGCGGCUUGGCUCUAGAGGGCUUCUCCUGCUUCAUCAUACCGUUCUGUAGCGGCUACAAAAUGCUGAUGCUGCCCAUCUGCGUCAUAUGCUUUGGCAUUGCGCUCAUCGACACUGCCCUGCUGCCCACACUGGGCUACCUGGUGGACGUGCGCUACGUGUCCGUCUACGGCAGCAUCUACGCCAUUGCGGAUAUAUCCUACUCGAUCGCCUACGCUGUGGGGCCCAUCAUUGCGGGUGGCGUGGUGGAGGCCAUUGGCUUCACAGCGCUCAACUUCCUGAUUGCUUUCUCAAAUCUGGCCUAUGUGCCGGUGCUGCGCAAGCUGCGCAACAUCUACGACUUCAAGCCGUUCGAGAACGAGGCGAAUAUCUUGAUGCAGGAUCCGCCAAACAAGGAGUACCAGACGUACGUCAUGCACGAUCAAAAGCCUGUCGAUGGCGAAUUCAAGAACCAUCUGGAGUACGGCCAAAAGUACCAGCAGGAUCAGGAGACCAAUCUGGACGAACAGCAAUACGACUAUCAGCAGCAGCAAGGCUAUCAGCAGGACCAGAGCUAUCAGGCCCAGCAACAGGGAUAUCAACAGCAGGGCUAUCAGCCGGGCUACCAGGAACAAGGCGGCAGCUAUGCACAGCAGGCACAGGCACAGCCACAGCAACGGGUCGCAAAUCCUUUCCAGCAACAAAGUGGCGGCAGCAGAGCACCCGCCGGACCGGCGAAUCCCUUUAGACAAGGAUUUUAAACUAUUGUCUUACACAAAACUAGCAUUAAUUUAUGUUUGUUUGUACAUUCUCGAGCGCAUUGUUUGUACAUUUCGUUAGAACUUUCUUGAUUUUUUGUUAUCGUGCGAGACACAUUGACACUCAGAUACACACACACACACACACACACACACAAAUUCAUAUUUAUAUACAUUAUGCAAUGCUAAUAUGCAUACGACUCUAUUACAUAGGCAAGUGGUACGUACACUAUAACAAGCAUAACAUAACAUACAUACAAAGGUAUAUACAUAGUACAUAUAUGUAUGAUAUACAUUUAUGAACAAAUUGCAAAUAUUUUAAGCAACAGCUAGCUAAUGCAAUACACCGCACGAGUUAUUUGUAUCAUACACCAGUUGAACUAUACAUAAUCGUAUACAUUUAGCCAUACAUACUAUAUAAGUUAAUGCCUAGUGCUAUAUAGCGCGACUGAACCGAUCGAACGGUACAGAUCGCCUAUGCCCUAUACUCAGUACGCAAGCAGCCGUUUUCAUCUCGUCUAUCAACGUAAUGUGGUUCGCCACAGUAAAGCUAGAGAAACCAAAGCAUAUUUAUAGUUAGGUCUUUAUUAUGUAUGCACGUAUAUGUACAUAUGUAGGGUCUGCCUUACUGAGUGGCUCAUUGAUCACACUAUGGAAAGAAAAGGUGUUUUACUCGUGCACUCAAUUUUCAAAAAGGAUAUUUUCAACAAACCUGAUUAAAGCUGUUGAUUCACACAAUUUCAUUCAAAUUUUAUUCACAUUAUUGUUCAUGUGACCA